UGGUUGUGUCCGCGACGACCGCGCGCGCUCCGUUCACUCAUUUGCGUAUAAUCGGUGUGUUUUCACCGAGCGACGCGACACGCUCCGACACUCACGCAUGCUCGCGGCUCGCUGCUCUAGAGAUGAGACACGGGACGCACGAAGACACGAGCACAAGAUCACACGGGCACACGACAAACAAACUUGAACUCAGGUGACUGCGUCAGGCUAUCAUGUAAAUGGAAUCAAGCGCAAAAUCCGACACGCUUCCGAGAGUGAACGAGAGCCGCGAGACGAGACGAGGCUGCCGUGUACACACUCGUCCUUGCGCGGACUCGUGGUGUCUCGACGAGCCUGUACAGCCGGCGUCAGUCUUUGUCGAACGCCUGUGCAAUGUUUCGACAUGUUCUUCGGAACAGAGCUAUCGUGUAGGGUGCUUAGGAUCAGUUAGCCCCAACGAGAAUGUGCCCUGUAAGGCGGUGUCCAAGCGGAUCUACGGAAGAAUUUCGAUUCUCUGUGUUUGUACUAUAUACUUCAUGGGGAAUGCUCUAAAGAAUUCUUUGAGAUGAUCCCAUCAUCUCGUUUUAGUAAUGUAGUUAUAUCAAGGGGAAGAAGAAGGAGAUAGCUCUUUCUUCAAACAUGGUUACCGAAGAGUACUCAGCGGCUUGGCUGCGUCCCUGAAAUCGGUAGCGACCAUGAGCUGUGGUUACCACUCACCAUCAAAUGGACCGUAUGCUGGUCUACCACAAAAUAUUCAAGUAACGUUUUUCAUAUUUAAUCUCUUCAGGAAUGAUUUUUUUAAAGAACAAAAACAUGUAUUUAAUUUAUUCUUUAUUACGAUUUGUUCUUUUAAUUUUGAUAUCAACCCAAUUAGCAAAAAAAUAUAAUAAUAUUAAUUGUGAAUAUUUAUUAAAAAAAAACGUUCAUAUAACGUGGGCAUGUAGCGUAUAAUUUUUAAAUAACUAAGAAAAAAAAACAUACAGAUAUGUGUCAAUGCUCCUGAAUAGGUUCCUGAGAGGAAAGCAAAUAAUAGAUUGACUUCACUUAGUGUGAUCAUCGACAGCCACAAAGAAGUGUCCCAUCCCUAGUGUCACAUACCGACAAUCUCAAAGGAAACGGCGCGGCGGCGCAACAUGCUACAUUGCAUAUCGUCUCGCGGACGAGCUGGACAAACAAACAAGCAACAUUCGACGACGGACAGUGAUGCGAAGAUGUCGAGCGAAGGAUCGGUGAUGUCGGGCGGGUCCCGCCUGCGGGAGCUCGGCCUCUACCGGACCAUCGACGCCCGCACCGAGGAGUUCCUGCGGCUGUCCAAGCGCCGCCAGCUGCGCCAGGGCUGCGCGUGUGCGGCGCUCUCGGCCGCCGUCACCGUCACCCUCGUCGUUGUUACAAUACUAAUUUAUGAACAUAUAAUUGCUGUAGAAUGGACUACAAUACAAAAUCCAAAAACUGAGGACAUAAAAUACAUGGCCUCCGAGCACCCCAUGGCCGACAGACUCGACCGAAGCUACUUCGGAUUUGAUCAAGACUAUUACGAACGAAUGCCGCUACUAGUCAACGCCCUCCAAGAAAACAGUUAUAUCGACCCUGCCAUUGAAUUUAUUCCGGCGUCAAAAACAGCUAACCAGAUCCACGGAAACGUCAGGCCACCGACCUCCACUGUGGGCAAUUACAGGCAGAACGCCUUUAGAAGAACCAGUCCCAGACCUUUUUUAUUUGAAUACAGAACCUCGACUCCUCUCCCAUACAGCAAGACGUAUGGCUCCAGGAGUUGGGUAGAAAAAUAUCGCAAUGCACAAAGAUUGCAAAACAUCAGACAAAUUAUAAAGUACUUGGAAAAAACUAUUAAUGCUAGGUCUGGGGAUAUGUACUCGUACACGAAGCCGGGCGGCGCGCCGGUCGCGUUCACCGGUGUGUACAUGGAGCACAGCUUGGAUAAUCAAAAUUCUCAUAGAAGCAAAGACUUAAUCACACAAGAUUCGACGAUGGUUGAAAUAAAAAAAUCCAAUCACCAACCUGAUCCUUUGUUCAAUUUCAAACCGGAAAAUCCCGGAGAAGUCAAUCUUCUAGCUGACGCUUUCUUUAGGUUUUCUCCGUGGCAAUUCCAAAAAUCCGUAGAAACUUCUAAUAAAACUCCGAUUGUUAGAAAAAGUUUCAACAGCAAAAGAUAUUACAAUACCAAAAUUCAAAACCACAACACAACACGAGGUGACAACGCAUCAUCUACUGCCGCCGACUCAUUCAGUGUUAUACUUAAUUUGUUUCCGCUCAGCGCAAAGACAAAGGGAGACGUGCGUGCUGAAGACGCUACAGCUAAACAACUUUCUAACUUAGACACUCUUUACAUCACUACAUCACGGCCCAUUUUUCAGUUCAAGAGGAAGCCGACUAUCUCUGUUCCGCGCACUUUUGUCCGAAGGAAACCGCGGGUUUUAUACAAGCACAAAGACAUUUAUUCAACUAAUAAAAUAGCAUCUAUGCAAAGCAGGGACGCAAACAAAACCCAACUAGUAGCAGAUGUCGAUCCAAGUGUCAGCAUCGGCACAAAUAUUAUACUUCACGUAAACGUGCAUCCCAAAGAUACACAAAUGAAAAACACACUGCUAAAAGAUUUCAAUAUUGAUCCUGCAACACAAGAUAUGACCCAGCCAACGCCCACGACGACGGCAGCUCCAACAACCAUCACCUUGUCGACCCAUCAAGUCAAUGACUUCCACAUAGGUAGUUCCGGAAUAGUUCCAGAAGCCGAGAGAAGAGCGACAACACUGCCGGGGCCAAAAGUUACUGAAUUGAAUAUUAUGCCGUCCUUGGAUACGAGUGAGACUCAACGAGACCAGUCCACAGUGACACCCUGGACCGGACCUACAGAAGUGCUCAGAUUCAGUCAUGAAGACGCAAAGGUACCUGAGCAAUACAGUAUUCAAUUACAAAAAUAUAAAAUCGAGGAGGCUGCUGCCGCAAAUACCAGAAAGGUUUUUCGCGGGCAAAGUCAGCCUUCCGACGAAGAGAAGGAAAUUAUUAUCAUCAAACUAAAAAAUGAAAAUAUCACGGAGGUUACGACGGAUCCGUCCACAACAGAUGUUGGGGAGAGCACGCCGCGCUGGACGUACGUGCCGCUGUUGAACGGACAUUACAGGAGCACGAAGCAGAGCGCGAGCGGCCCCUCCCUGCGGACGCGCUCCCGGGACGACCAGAGCACCAGGCAACGACCGCCCGGAUAUGUGCCCGUGUAUGUUGAAAUCAAUCGUAACAAGACUACCGCGAUCCACACAAUCUCCAAUGAUGAUGAGUGAUACCCCCAGCCUCUCUUCAGUGCUUAGUACUGUCCCACCGACUGUGCUCUCUCGUCUAUUUACUUUGUUAGAUGCGCCUUAUUUUCAGUGUUCAUAGAAAAUGUGUAUUAUAUACCAGGGCUACGCAAUAUAUUAUUUAGGGGGCACUUAGUAAAUAAAAUAUCUUUUUUAUUUUAUUUCAAAUACUUAUGUGGCACCCGGUGCGUUUAGAUCAUGGUUGAUUAAUGAUGAAUCAUGUGUACAUUUUAAUAUACUAUUAAGUAAUUUAAUUAAAAUGUUAUUUGUC
Messenger RNA from Bombyx mori (domestic silkworm), 3558 nucleotides. RefSeq lists its product as uncharacterized. The coding region runs from base 1113 to 3272 and encodes 719 amino acids. Lineage: Eukaryota; Metazoa; Arthropoda; Insecta; Lepidoptera; Bombycidae. The record is from RefSeq and is a predicted model, not a curated record. The transcript is spliced from 2 exons.